AUGUCUUUGUUCCCGUUUCCUUGGAACCAGCACACCUCACUCAAAGUUAGUCAAGACGAGGUAUCAGAAGGAGAUACUUCCAGCGGCACAGACUCUCAAUCCAUCAUCACAGCAACGACCCCUGUCGCGUCCACAACGGCACCUACCCUUGAGGUCAAGCACGUUGACUAUUACUGCAGCACUCAGACGCGGCAAUGGGCAUAUCGCGACACGAGUUUGCUAUCGCGCCCCGCAACGAUUCCACCAGAUAAUGACCCGUGGCGUUCGUUCUGCUUCGUGGUAAUUCGUACGAUUCCUAUCAAACACGGAGCGGAGCCGACAUUCCAUAUUGUCGUCAAAAGCCCUGUGCUUCGGGCAAUCUGCAGGGAUGUCAUGCAAUUUAUAAAGGGUGUGUCGUGGUCCGACGAGCCUCUGCAGCUAUCUCCAGAUCUGUUCAUUACAUUUUACCCCAAGCUGCUCGAGUAUCGAGCUGGGCUGAGCAGCGACCAUCCGUCGGAGGCGGACAACAUCGCGUGCGCGACAGUCGAUUCCGUUUUCAACUACUUGCGUGCCGACCACGGCAGCACCCUCGGGCGCAUUGCUAACCUAACUGCACACGACGAGAUCACGUUUGACCUCCUGUAUGCUAUAUUCGUCCCGAAGAGUAUCCUCAUCAUCAAGUGUCCCAUCUCGGGCCAUGCGCACGCCGUGCAGCUUGAGUCCGUGCAACGCGGGAUCUCGUACAUUCUGACCUAUCGCUACAUAGAAUCCAUGCACUCGAUUCGCCUCAACUCUGUCAAGAAAGGUGUCGCCGGCACUCAGGAUGGACUGGUGUAUGGUACCGUCGCGGAGGCAAUCUCUGUGAACGCGUUCCAGGGCGUCGUUAAGAUCAACACCCUUUCGGCGUACCCUAUUCAGUACCAUCCCGAUGAGAAAGCUCUGAGAGCAUCUUUGACCGCGCGCGGUCGCAGGUGGCGGGAGCUGAACGGGUCACACCAUCUCCACUACAAAGCUGCAUAUCACGAUCUCAACCCAAUCUUGGGACCUUCGAUACAGAUCAUCUCGACGUUUAAGGUCAUCGAGCCCGCACUGCAAGAUGACGACCUCUUACUCGCCCCACCCAUUGUCUACGGGUUCGCUCUGUUGGAAAAGAAAUGGCUCGUGUUCAGCAUUGAUCGUCUCCAAUCCAUCACCUGGAACGAUGAGGUCUUCGCCAACCUCGUGCUCCCCGGCAGUCGCAAGGCACUUCUCCGCUCACUUGUGGAGGUCCACAUGGCCAGAAUAGGCCCCGACGACUUCGUCCCGGGGAAAGGUCAGGGACUGGUCAUCAACCUCUUCGGGCCUCCUGGCGUGGGCAAGACACUGUCGGCCGAGGCGACCAGUGAGCACAUCAGGUGCCCGUUGCUCGCUGUCAGCGCUGGUGACCUCGGCACAACCGCGCGUGAUCUCGACGUCAAGCUGCAGCGACUUUUUAAGAUGGCGUCGACCUGGAAGGCGGUGAUGUUGAUCGACGAGGCCGAUGUCUUCCUCGAAGAACGAUCGUUGAAUGAUCAAGAGCGGAAUGCUAUGGUCGCUGUCUUUUUGCGAAACAUCGAAUACUACACCGGCAUCCUCUUCCUGACCACUAACCGCGUCAAGACAUUUGAUCCCGCAUUCCUGUCUCGGAUUCACGUAGCCCUGAACUUCAAAGGGCUGUCGAAGUCCGCCAAAGUUCAGAUUUGGCGGUCGUUCCUUCUCAAGGCUGGUGCAGAGCCUGUUGAUGACCGGCUGGAGGAGCUUGCUGAGCGCGACAUCAACGGCCGUCAGAUCAAGAACGCAGUUCGGACAGCACACUCGUUAGCUGUGAGUCGUGGGGAGAAGCUGAGCUCGGUUCAUUUGGCCGAGACCCUGGACGCAAUGGAGGAAUUCGCGAUGGAGUUUGCCAGUGCUUGA
Messenger RNA from Postia placenta MAD-698-R-SB12, 1911 nucleotides. RefSeq lists its product as hypothetical. The coding region runs from base 1 to 1911 and encodes 636 amino acids. NCBI's taxonomy places the organism in Eukaryota, Fungi, Basidiomycota, Agaricomycetes, Polyporales, Adustoporiaceae. The record is from RefSeq and is a predicted model, not a curated record. The transcript has 6 exons. Gene Ontology annotation, molecular function: ATP binding; ATP hydrolysis activity.